GCUCAGGAGCGAGUCUCCCCCAGCACUGGUCCUCCAGGCUGGAGGGGAUGUCCAGCCAGUGAGACAGUGUCAGACCACAGGCUGAGCUCCUGGGAGCUGACGGGGCUCCGCUCACCCUGCCCCGAGUGUCCUCCCCCAGACACUUCAGGAUCUCUUCUGGGAGCCGAACACUGGCAGAGAGGUGGGCUCCAGCAAGACCAAAGGGCCGUGCUAGAGCUCUCCCACCCUUCAGUCAACUUUACCUGUUCCUCUCCCUACCUGUGCAGGCUCAGCAAAAAGAGAGGCUUGCGCUCAGCUCUCAAGACUUCUCACCCCUCCUGGUGAGCAGAAAUGGGGGAGUGGAGUUUCCUGGGAGACUUCCUUGAGAAGGUCCACAAGCACUCCACAGUGGUGGGGAAAGUCUGGCUGACCGUGCUCUUCAUCUUCCGGAUGCUGGUGCUGGGGACAGCCGCGGAGUCCUCCUGGGGGGACGAGCAGUCGGACUUCAUGUGCGACACCCAGCAGCCCGGCUGCGAGAACGUCUGCUACGACAAGGCCUUCCCCAUCUCCCACGUCCGCUUUUGGGUCCUCCAGAUCAUCUUCGUCUCCACCCCGUCCCUGGUGUACAUGGGCCAUGCCAUGCACACGGUGCGCAUGGAGGAGAAGAGGAAGAUGAAGGAGGCAGAAAUAGAGGCCCGAGAGAACAAAAACGGUGGUGACACAUACUACCAGCAGAAGUGCUCCGUGGCAGAGAAAGAGACUAAGCUGUCUGGCUGGGAUGAAGCAGGAGGCCAAAUCAUACUCAGGGGCAGCCUGCUGAACACUUACGUCUACAGCAUUUUGAUUCGAACUGCCAUGGAAGUGGCCUUCAUCGUGGGGCAGUACGUCCUCUACGGGAUCUUCCUGGAGACCCUGUACAUCUGCCAGCGGGCACCGUGCCCCCACCCCGUCAACUGCUACGUGUCCCGCCCCACCGAGAAGAACGUGUUCAUCGUCUUCAUGCUGGCCGUGGCAGUGCUCUCCCUCUUCCUCAGCCUGGCCGAGUUGUACCACUUGGGCUGGAAGAAAGCCAAAGAGAGGUGCUCCCGGUCCUACAAAGCCAGCCCCAGCACAGCGCCCGGCAGGCUGGAGUCUGCCCCACAGGCAGAGAGGGCACAGAUGUACACCCCGCCGCCGGAUUUUAACCAGUGCUUGUCCAGUCCCAACGGGAAGUUCAUCAGCCCCUUCAGCAACAAGAUGGCCUCCCAGCAGAACACCGCCAACUUCGCCACCGAGAGGGUCCACGGCCAGGAGGAUGCUGCUGGGGAAGGGCCCUUCAUUAAGUCCAGCUACGUGGAGAGUCCAGAGGCGGCCAGUGAAUGUGCAGCACCUGCCUUCCCCGAGAACUACUUCAACGAGAAACGCCGGUUCAGCAAGGCCAGCCGUGCCAGCAGCAAGGCUAGGUCGGAUGAUUUGUCUGUGUGACCUGUCUCCAGCAGGGAUGAGGAGAAGGAGCUGUCCCAGUGCUCAGUAAAACUUUGGCAAAGUGGACUCCAAACUCUCACCCCUAACCUCCCUGUCUUAAUAUCCUCUCUCUAUCCUUUCCAAACAGCACCUCUAACAGCUCAAGGCAGGGGCAGCCACAGGCACUGAAGAGAGACACCAAUCUCGGGAUAUGAAGCCCUCAGCUGUAUUUUCACCAUGGAACCCACAGGGAUUAGAGACUCCCCACCCUUAGCCUGGUAGAGCACAGGCCAGCAGACUCCUGCCCAGUGGGUAUCCACUGUGACUCUGUAUUCAACAGACUGACUGGACCUCUAAAUCUUCUGUGUUCUCUAUUCAACGUUUGCAACAUCAGCUUGGCGGCUGUACUGAGCAGAAGCUUCUCUCAUCUGCAGAAACAUACCAGUCAGCUUUCUGAAAGAAAGAUUUUCUCAUCUCCUUCAUUUUGGCUCUUUAUAAUCCUCCCUUUCUCUAUCUGAGCCCAGAUAUUUUAUACCAGGUUACCUACACAAUAAAUCCUACUUGAAUUUUUUGACACUGUGUGUAGAACAACUCUUCCCCGUAAAUAAGGACAUCUGUGGUCUCCAGUGCACAGCUGCCUCAUGUCUAACAUUGGAAUCCCUUCCUCAUUCCUAAGUCAGCGGCAGCAGACUGGCCCCAGGGAAAUCACUUAGAUGACCAUUUGAUGAAGACUGGGAAAAUUUCCCAAUAUACUUAUGUCAUUAAUCCUAAGCAAGACAUCCAUUAACAGAAAUAGAGACUCUGCAGUGAGAACAGAUAUCUCACGGGUAUCAUGUAGAAAAAAAGUGGUUUUCCCCUUUUUGAAACCCAUCUUUCAAGCAACCUGAAUUAUGCUGAAAGGGUGCUACCAGCUGCCCACUUGAGAGAAAAGCAUCCUCUGUUUAUCUGCAGAAGAGGUACGGCCUGUGUCUUCUCACCAACCUACCAAAAUGCUUCAGCAUCCUCCGCAAGCAGAAAGAGCCCUGCUCAGGUCCUGCACAUCAUUCAGCUCCUGCCUGCUCUCUCAAGCUUGCCAGCCAGCACAGGUCAAGUUAUUUGUCCCCACAGCAAGUCUCUGCUCUGCCACCAGGCCAUCCUCUCCACUCCAUACCUGGCACACAUGGUGCCAGAAAUCACCCAUGGACCAGGUCUUUCCACCACUGUAACCUCUCAGAGCAACCACUGUGGCCCGAGGCUGCACUGUGAGUCUGGCGGGUGAGGUCUGCAGGCAGCUCCCACUCAAGAUACAUUUUCUCAGUGCAGAGCUGACAUCCCUCUGGGAAAGAUCUGCUAAACAGAGCCACACUGCUCCCUGUUGUUUACCCUGCACUGCUCUUCCAGACACAGGCCACAGCUUCCCAACACUGGACUGCACAAGCGAAUGGCCUGGGACCAGCUGAUGAGGGGACUGAGCCAUUCCCUCUCUUAGGGCCACUGAAAGUGAAUCCCUGCUCCUGAUACACAGCUUUGGUACAGCUCCCUGUGCAUUUAAAUACACAUUCACACUCAGACAGGGGAAACCGUGUUUUUGUUUGUAAGUUUUUAUAUAUUUGUAUUUUUUAAUCCUGAAAAGACCUGUGUGUUUUCCUUAACAUGAGAUUUUAGUCAGUCGUAUCUAGGUUUCUCCUAAUAAAG
Pseudopodoces humilis (Tibetan ground-tit) is the source of this 3096-nucleotide messenger RNA. RefSeq names its product gap junction protein alpha 5 (gene GJA5). Gene Ontology annotation, biological process: cell-cell signaling; heart development; atrial cardiac muscle cell to AV node cell communication by electrical coupling. Gene Ontology annotation, cellular component: connexin complex. Gene Ontology annotation, molecular function: gap junction channel activity involved in atrial cardiac muscle cell-AV node cell electrical coupling. The record is from RefSeq and is a predicted model, not a curated record. Lineage: Eukaryota; Metazoa; Chordata; Aves; Passeriformes; Paridae.